GUAUGCAGGUUCUAUCCUUGCACCUGUCUGCUUUCAUGCUAGUUAUAAGAUUCAUUUCCAUCAAAACAGCCAAAAGGAAGGAAAGCGAGCACGAAAAAGAUGGUUAGGCCAGCUUUGAAACAGAAGUCAAAAGAUUUCCGACCAUGGAUUUUUCUAGCAAGUUGACAGAGACAAUCGAUUUCCGCAAGAAAUUUGGGUCUUCCUUGGUUAAGUGCAUACACAAUCAUAAGUCAAAACCAGAGCACGCAGCUCCCUGCUACGUUGUCCUACUGUCUCACACCUCACCUCUCUCUCUCCACCGCCACCAUUGUUGCUUGGGGUGCAAGCGCUCAGGAGGCCUGCUUUACGCACCAAAAUGUCUUAGAUAUCACACAGUAGCUCCUGAAAAGACUAAACAAGAACCUCUCUUCCUUGCUCAGCACCAUCACUAUAGCUCUUGCUUCUAUGGAGCAUUUGUUGAUGCAACGCGCCACCACAUGGCCAUGCUGCUUCUUCUUCUUCCUCUGGUUGUCUGUGCAGGUCUCAGCGCAGGCGUCAGCAGCUGGGCGGUCCCAAACAAAACCUCUGAAGCAGCUAACUGCUGUGCUUGGCUGGGUGUGACGUGCGAUGAUGGCGGCCGGGUCAUCGGGCUGGACCUCCAGCGCAGGUACCUGAAGGGCGAGCUGACACUUUCGCUCACACAGCUGGACCAGCUCCAGUGGCUCAACCUCUCCAACAACAACCUCCAUGGUGCCAUCCCGGCAUCCCUUGUUCAGCUCCAUAGGCUGCAGCAGCUCGACGUAAGCAACAACGAGCUCUCAGGCAAAUUCCCAGUCAACGUGUCACUUCCGGUGAUUGAGGUCUUCAACAUAUCCUUCAACUCGUUCAGCGGCACUCAUCCCACACUCCAUGGUUCAACGCAGCUCACAGUGUUCGACGCAGGGUACAAUAUGUUUGCUGGGAGAAUUGAUUCAAGCAUCUGUGAGGCGUCAGGAAUGCUCCGUGUGAUCCGAUUUACAUCGAAUCUCUUUGCUGGGGAUUUCCCAGCAGGUUUUGGGAACUGCACAAAGCUUGAGGAGUUAUCUGUAGAGCUCAACGGCAUCUCCGGGAGAUUGCCAGAUGACCUAUUCAUGCUGAAAUAUCUAAAGAACCUGUCUCUGCAGGAGAAUCAGCUGGCUGACCGGAUGAGCCCAAGGUUUGGCAAUCUGUCCAGCCUUGCACAGCUGGACAUUUCUUUCAAUUCAUUCUAUGGACACCUUCCAAAUGUUUUUGGUAGCCUUGGCAAGCUGGAGUACUUCUCUGCACAGUCCAACCUCUUCAGGGGCCCACUGCCUGUCUCCCUGGCUCAUUCAUCAUCGCUGAAGAUGCUGUACUUGAGGAACAAUUCACUGAAUGGAAAUAUCAAUCUCAAUUGCUCAGCGAUGGCACAACUGGGCUCACUUGACCUUGGAACAAAUAAGUUCACUGGUACAAUUGAUAGUUUGUCAGAUUGCCAUCAUCUCAGAAGCCUGAAUCUUGGCACCAAUAACCUCAGUGGUGAAAUCCCAGUUGGCUUCAGCAAGCUUCAGGUUUUAACCUACAUCUCACUUUCGAACAAUAGCUUCACGAAUGUUCCAUCAGCAUUAUCUGUCCUUCAAAACUGUCCAAGCCUAACAAGCCUUGUGCUGACAAAGAACUUCGGUGAUGGGAAUGCCUUGCCGAUGACUGGAAUAGAUGGCUUUCAUAACAUCCAAGUGUUUGUCAUUGCUAACAGCCAUCUUUCAGGAGCAAUACCGCCAUGGCUGGCUAAUUUCGCAGAAUUGAAGGUGCUAGAUUUAUCCUGGAACCAAUUGGCUGGCAACAUUCCUGCAUGGAUUGGUGGUCUUGAGUUUUUGUUCUAUGUGGAUCUUUCUAACAAUUCACUAACUGGAGAAAUUCCAAACAAUUUUUCAAGCAUGAAGGGCCUUCUCACAUGCAACAGCUCGCAGCAAUCCACGGAGACUGAUUAUUUUCCUUUCUUCAUAAAAAGGAACAAAACAGGCAAAGGGUUGCAGUACAAUCAGGUUAGCAGGCUCCCGCCCUCUCUAAUUCUCAGCCAUAACAAGCUCACCGGUGUCAUAUUGCCGGGAUUUGGAAGCCUCAAAAACCUGUAUGUCUUGGACCUCGGUAACAACCAUAUUACUGGGAUCAUUCCUGAUGAGCUAUCAGGCAUGUCAAGCUUAGAAUCCUUGGAUUUGUCACAUAACAAUCUUACUGGAAGCAUUCCCUCUUCGUUAACAAACCUGAAUUUUCUAUCAAGCUUUACAGUGGCAUACAAUAAUCUAACGGGCACAGUUCCAACAAGAGGGCAAUUCUCAACGUUCGCAAGUUCUGAUUAUGAGGGGAACCCCAGACUCUGCGGUAGCCGCUUUGGCUUAGCCCAAUGUCAUUCGAGUCAUGCUCCCAUCAUGUCUGCAACCGAAAAUGGGAAGAACAAGGGUCUCAUAUUAGGAACAGCUAUUGGUAUUUCACUUGGAGCAGCAUUGGCUUUGUCCGUUUCUGUUGUAUUUGUGAUGAAGAGAAGCUUCAGGAGGCAGGAUCAUACAGUGAAGGCUGUUGCAGAUACAGAUGGAGCCCUGGAGUUGGCACCAGCCUCACUGGUUCUUCUGUUUCAGAACAAGGAUGAUGACAAGGCAUAUACUAUCAGUGACAUCUUGAAAUCUACAAAUAACUUUGAUCAGGCUAACAUCAUUGGCUGUGGUGGCUUUGGUCUAGUGUACAAGGCAACAUUACCAGAUGGUGCAAAGAUUGCCAUCAAAAGACUAUCAGGUGGUUUUGGCCAGAUGGAGCGGGAGUUCAAAGCAGAGGUGGAGACUUUAUCAAAAGCCAAGCAUCGUAAUCUUGUGCUUCUGCAAGGUUACUGCAGGGUUGGCAGUGACAGACUCCUGAUAUACUCUUACAUGGAGAAUGGCAGCCUAGAUUAUUGGCUCCAUGAAAAGCCUGAUGGCCCUCCAAAAUUAAGCUGGCAAAGAAGGCUUCAGAUAGCCAAAGGAGCAGCACGAGGUCUGGCGUACCUCCACUUAUCAUGCCAACCCCAUAUACUCCACCGUGACAUCAAGUCAAGCAACAUACUUCUGGAUGAAAAUUUUGAAGCUCAAUUGGCUGAUUUUGGGCUUGCUCGACUAAUUUGUCCGUAUGAUACACAUGUGACAACUGACCUAGUUGGCACUCUAGGUUACAUCCCCCCCGAGUAUGGCCAGUCUUCGGUAGCCACUUUCAAAGGUGAUGUGUAUAGUUUCGGCAUUGUUCUUCUGGAGUUAUUGACAGGAAAAAGGCCUGUAGAUAUGUGCAAGCCGAAGGGGGCUAGGGAGUUGGUCUCAUGGGUCAUACAUAUGAAAGGAGAAAACCGUGAAGCCGACGUAUUGGACCGUGCAAUGUAUGAGAAGAAAUACGAGAUACAAAUGAUGAAGAUGAUUGAUAUUGCUUGUUUGUGCAUCAGUGAGUCACCUAAACUGAGACCAUUGAGCCAUGAACUAGUGCUAUGGAUUGACACCAUUGAUACUAGCGGUGAAGCAAUAAACUAAAGUGAUGCCAAGUUCAAUAAGACAAUAACAGUGACCAUUGUGGAUAUACGUGCACUCAAUUUUCCCUCUUGGAUGAUUUUUAUCAUAGUUAAAAGAUGUAACAUAAUGAUGAUGAUUGCAUACAAAAUAACAGUGAAACAUUUGUUCUACUGUAUGCAGUAAAUUAGGUUUUCUGGUAGCUCGUGCCAGUAUUAUCUGCCGCUUCUUAUGCUCUGGUCCGAUAUGGUGUACAGAGUUUUAUCUUUUGUGGGACGUUCCAAGGAGAUAAGAUAACAUAAUGUUUAUUUCCUUUGAA
Molecule: messenger RNA, 3816 nt
Organism: Brachypodium distachyon (stiff brome)
Lineage: Eukaryota; Viridiplantae; Streptophyta; Magnoliopsida; Poales; Poaceae
Product: phytosulfokine receptor 1
Exons: 2
Coding region: 144-3521 (1125 amino acids)
Biological process (GO): protein phosphorylation
Molecular function (GO): ATP binding; receptor serine/threonine kinase binding; protein kinase activity
Source: RefSeq, a predicted model, not a curated record